Molecule: messenger RNA, 1904 nt
Organism: Trichomycterus rosablanca
Lineage: Eukaryota; Metazoa; Chordata; Actinopteri; Siluriformes; Trichomycteridae
Gene: sucla2
Product: succinate-CoA ligase ADP-forming subunit beta
Exons: 11
Coding region: 7-1407 (466 amino acids)
Biological process (GO): succinyl-CoA metabolic process; tricarboxylic acid cycle
Cellular component (GO): succinate-CoA ligase complex; mitochondrion
Molecular function (GO): succinate-CoA ligase (ADP-forming) activity; metal ion binding; ATP binding
Source: RefSeq, a predicted model, not a curated record
AGAAACAUGGCGGCGUCCCUGAUCUGCGGCCGGCUGUCCGCUGGACUGAGGAAUUCGGGGUCCCAGACGGCUCUGAGUUCGGCAGCUAAGGUACUUGCUGGAUCCUCUGGGCUGUUUGGUAAAAAUGCCCACCAGCCUUCUCCACUGGUGACGGGGCAGCAGCAAAGGAAUCUGUCCCUGCACGAGUACCUGAGCAUCGGCCUGCUAAAGGAGGCAGGCAUUUCGGUUCCUGCAGGCAUGGUGGCCAGCACACCCGAUGAGGCCUACACUGCCGCCAAGCAAAUCGGCUCUAAAGAUCUAGUGGUAAAGGCACAGGUGUUGGCUGGAGGCCGAGGCAAAGGGUCAUUCGAGGGAGGCUUGAAAGGAGGUGUCAGAAUCGUAUACUCGCCAGAAGAAGCUAGGGACAUUUCCUCACAGAUGAUUGGCAAGAAGCUUUUCACUAAGCAGACAGGCGAGGCAGGCCGGAUCUGUAAUCAGGUGUUUAUUUGCGAGCGGCGUUAUCCCCGCAGAGAGUAUUACUUCGCCAUCACCAUGGAGAGGUCCUUUCAGGGCCCGGUGUUGAUUGGUAGUUCCCAGGGUGGUGUGAACAUUGAAGAUGUGGCGGCCGAGAAUCCAGAUGCUAUUGUAAAAGAACCCAUUGAUAUUGUAGAGGGCAUUAAGAUGGAGCAAGCCAUUACGGUGGCUAAGAAGAUGGGUUUUCCAGAGGCGUUGAUAAAUGAAGCAGCAGAGAACAUGAUUAAACUCUACAACCUUUUUAUUCAAUAUGACGCGUCUAUGGUGGAGAUCAACCCUAUGGUCGAGGACUCCUCUGGCAUUGUAAUGUGCAUGGAUGCCAAGAUCAACUUUGAUUCCAACGCUGCAUACAGACAGAAAAAAGUGUUCGACAUGCAGGACUGGAGUCAGGAGGACAUCAGAGACAGACAGGCAGCUAAAGCCGACCUCAACUACAUUGGCCUGGAUGGCACUAUCGGCUGCUUGGUGAAUGGUGCUGGGCUUGCUAUGGCAACCAUGGACAUCAUCAAACUCCAUGGAGGAACUCCUGCCAACUUUCUUGAUGUAGGAGGUGGAGCCACAGCGCAUCAAGUGACAGAAGCCUUCAAGCUUAUCACCUCUGAUAAAAAGGUGCAGGCCAUCCUGGUCAACAUUUUUGGUGGCAUUAUGAGGUGUGAUGUCAUCGCUCAGGGUAUCAUUAUGGCUGUCAGGGACCUGGACCUGAAAAUCCCUAUCGUAGUGCGGUUACAAGGAACGAGAGUGGAUGACGCAAAGGCACUGAUUGCUGCCAGUCCUCUGAAGAUCCUGGCCUGUGAUGACCUGGAUGAGGCAGCUAAGAUGGUUGUAAAGCUUUCUGAAAUUGUGUCACUGGCCAAAGAGGCCCAAGUGGAUGUUAAGUUCCAGCUGCCCAUCUAAAGACUUCCCAAUCUGCACUCCAAAAAUAACAAGCUAACUUUCAAGCUGCCCAGACCCAUAUCUUCCUUUCACUGUCCACGCUUCUGUCUAUGGACUGUUUCGGACCCACCUAUAUGUAACCAUGCAUUGCUGCCCUCUCUCAUGUUUUCACCAGUGCUUCCAGUUUGUAAAGUCUACAUUCAUUUCAGCUUUUACCGCUUCAGUCUUGUACGCCGAUUAAAUCUGAUCAGAUAUGCUCCUCUAAGCGCUUACUGCAGAAAUCUGGUCUUAUCAGUGUAACCGAAUUAGAUCCGGGUUGUAGCGAUCGUGGUUAUAUUGAUUGGAACAGGUGAGUGUUACUGUUCUUUAUUCUUCUUUAUUGGAGUUUUUCUUUUAUUCAGAGGCGGACCUAUUUAUGCGGGACUGUAUUUAUAGUGAGGAUGUACCCAGGGGUAAAGCUGGCUGGAUGUAGUAUGAACACAUCAUCUGUGUGUCAUUAAAGUCAUUCUCUUUCUUUC